UUUAUUUUGAAGUCAUCAAACCAAACCGGAAGUUAUGUUCCCAGCUCUUUUUAAUCUGAAUCCAGGAGUCACGUCGCGACAAUUCUCUCUCUCUCUGUUCCUGAGAAAGUGUGUGUGAGCUCCAGCACUACUGAUCCAUCAUCUGUGUGUCUGGAUAAACUUCUGAAUAGACUUUGUGCCCUUUUUUCUGAAGCGCUUACCUCGGACUAUAGGAGCUAGCUUAGCAUGCUAGCUGGAAACACCAGAGCAACACUAGUCAGAGUGAGAGUUUGAUGGAGAGAAACAGUGCGUUUAACGGAGUGUGCAGGAAAAGGUGAUUUAGUCAACAUGAGUACAGUCCAAAUGCUGUUUGCGUUGAAGAAGCAGCGACUCACUGCUGCUGCUGAAGACAUCUUUGUUCUGUUUGAAAAAACGAUGGCAGAGUACGAGGAGGAACUGUGUCGUUCAAAAGAGAAGAACGAGAGACUCCAGAAACUACUGGACUCUGUUGUACAGCCUCAGCUUCGGAUUCGCAAAGCAGACGUCCAGCAGCUGGUGGUGGUUAAAGAAGAGGUUCUCCCUGAACGGCAGGAGUGGAGCUCCAAUCUGGACCAGGAAGACCCAGAGUCCCCCCCACACAUUAAACAUGAACAGGAGGAACUCUGGAGCAGUCAGAAGGGAGAGGAGCUUCAAGAGCUGGAGGAGGCUGAUAUCACCAAGUCUGCAUUCACUCCUGUCCAUGUGAAGAGUGAAGAUGAUGAGGAGAAACUUCAGUCCUUACAGCUUCAUCAAAGACAGGCUGAACACAUGGAAACAGGAACUGAUGGAGAGGACUGUCGAGGACCAGAACCAAACAGGAACUCGGAUCCAGAGAGCAGUUUACAACCGAAGACUGAGGACAACACUGAAGACUCCUCUGAACCAGACACUGAAGACAGUGCUGAUUGGAAGGAGACCAGAGAAUCUGCAUCAGGCUCAAACUCACUGAUAAACAGACAAGACUCUGUCAGUGAUUCAAGAUGUAGUGCUGGAGAGAAACCAUUCAGCUGCUCAGUUUGUAAUAAAUCUUUUACACGGAGUGGAAGUUUAAAGGCACACAUGAGAAUCCACACAGGAGAGAAACCAUUCAGCUGCUCAGUUUGUAAGAAAUCUUUUAGAGAUAGUGGAAGUUUAAAGGCACACAUGAGAAUCCACACAGGAGAGAAACCAUUCAGCUGCUCAGUUUGUAAGAAAUCUUUUACACAGAGUGGAAGUUUAAAGGCACACAUGAGAAUCCACACAGGAGAGAAACCAUUCAGCUGCUCAGUUUGUAAGAAAUCUUUUAAAGAUAAAGGAUGUUUUAAAAAACACAAGAGAAUCCACACAGGAGAGAAACCAUUCAACUGCUCAGUUUGUAAGAAAUCUUUUACAGGUAGUGGAAGUUUAAAGGUACACAUGAGAAUCCACACAGGAGAGAAACCAUUCAGCUGCUCAGUUUGUAAGAAAUCUUUUACAGAUAGUGGAAGUUUAAAGGUACACAUGAGAAUCCACACAGGAGAGAAACCAUUCAGCUGCUCAGUUUGUAAGAAAUCUUUUACAGUGAGUGGAAGUUUAAAGGUACACAUGAGAAUCCACACAGGAGAGAAACCAUUCAGCUGCUCAGUUUGUAAGAAAUAUUUUACAGAGAGUGGAAGUUUAAAGGUACACAUGAGAAUCCACACAGGAGAGAAACCAUUCAGCUGCUCAGUUUGUAAGAAAUCUUUUAAAGAGAGUGGAAGUUUAAAGGUACACAUGAGAAUCCACACAGGAGAGAAAAUAUACAGCUGCAGUGUUUGUGACAAAAGAUUUACACGCCGGAGUAAUUUCAAAAGCCACAAGUGUGUUGGUUGUCAGUCCUCACAGCUUAAUCAAACUCAAACUGAGGAUAACAGAGAUGCAGAGCCUCCCGUCAGGAGCUCAGCUGAACACAUGGAAACAGAAGCUGAUUUAGAGGAAGGUGGAGGACAAGAACCAGCCAGGAACUCCGAUCCAGAGAGCCGUUUAAAACCAAAGACUAAGGACAACACUGGAGACUCGUCUGAACCUGACACUGAAGACUUUUCUGAACCAGACACUGACGACUCUUCUGAACCAGACACUGAAGACAGUGCUGAUUGGAAGGAGACCAGAGAAUCUGCAUCAGGGUCAAACUCACUGAUAAAUAAACAAGUGAUUCAAGAUGUAGUGCUGGAAAGAAACUAUUUGGAUGCUCUGUGUGUAAGAAAUCUUUUAAAGAGAGUGGACAUUUAAAGGUACACAUGAGAAUCCACACUGGAGAGAAACCAUAUAGCUGCAGUGUUUGUGAGAAAAGGUUUAAUUGGCGUAAUCAUUUGAAAACGCAUAAGUGUGCUGGUCUUCAACCCUCACUGCCUAAAUCUCAAUCAAAGUCAAACUGAGGAUAACAGAGUUUUUAGACUCCUGAAGAGUAUUAUAUAGAUUUGUAUUUCUAAAUGUUUUGUAUCAAUGCCUUCCUGUUAAUAAACUGUUUUAAAUAAAUUGUAA
Molecule: messenger RNA, 2499 nt
Organism: Eleginops maclovinus (Patagonian blennie)
Lineage: Eukaryota; Metazoa; Chordata; Actinopteri; Perciformes; Eleginopidae
Product: zinc finger protein ZFP2-like
Exons: 2
Coding region: 328-2247 (639 amino acids)
Biological process (GO): regulation of transcription by RNA polymerase II
Molecular function (GO): DNA-binding transcription factor activity; RNA polymerase II cis-regulatory region sequence-specific DNA binding
Source: RefSeq, a predicted model, not a curated record